GCUGCCUGUUUGACCGGAGGCUGUGCUCCCCCCAGGAGGUGUGUGUGCAAGAUGGGCUGUUUGGGCAGUGCCAGGUGGGCUCCGUGCAGGACAGACCCUACUUCCAGGUCACCUCUCCUGUGCUCCAGCGCCUGCAGGAUGUCUUGCGGCAUCUCAUGGCACAAGGGCUUUCGUGGCAGGACGGCAUCACCCAGUAUGUGAUCUCGCAGGAUAUGGAGCGCAUCCCCCGCCUCCGCCCGCUGCCCUCACUGGAGCCGGCGGCCCGGGACAGCUCCUCCCGGCGAGCCACACUCCCUGCGGACCCCGGCCUGCCAGUGGCUCAGCAUCUGGGGCAGCCCCCGCCGCUGCUGCCCUCCCCCCUGGUGCAGCGGUACCUGGAGCAUCUCCUGCUGCCCACCCUGCCCCAGCUGGGCUACGAGGAGGCUCUGCUCAACCCCUACUCCUACCACAAGUUCGGCUACCAGGAUGGUGCUCACCAGCUCCCCAGCAGCUCAGCCAGGCAGAACCCUGAGACCUCCUCGCUGCUCGGCCGGGUCCCUGCCCAGGCCCUUUUUCGGGCGCGCCAGGCGGGCAGCCAGGAACGGAUGGGGGGCAUCUCUUCCAGGACUUGGGCAUGCUUUCCCUGCCAAGAGAGAAAGCUGGCCGCCUGGACCCUGCUGGCACCAGGCUCCAGCACAGCUUACGGCUCCCCCGUGACCACAGGGCCCCCCGGGACCCACGGGGACGGGAAGGAGAGGAAGAAGCCAGUGCCCCUGACCGCCCAGCCACCCCCUGCACAGACAGACGCUGCCCUGAAGAGACUGGCCUCCCUCCUGGCCAGGCAACGGAGGGAGACAUGCAGCACGGAGAGGAGCCAGUGCCCCCUUCCUCCACAGUGCCACCCGCCUCCCGCCAAAAUCCUAUCCAGCAGCUCCCCAGGGGACGGGCUGAGGGGCAGGGCAGUAUCUUUACCAGCCCCCCAGGCUGAGCCACAGCAGGGACGUGGUGGGGACACGCUCAGCCCCGGGAAGCAGAUCACAGUGGAGAAGAAGAGCUACAUGGAAGCAAAGGAUGGUGGGUCGCAGCGGGGCACGCAGCCGCCGGAUGAGUAUAGCUACAUCAUCACGGACCAGAACUGGGGGGUGGGCUCCAUAGCUGGGAAGAGUGGGCUCCCACCAUACAUCCCAGUGUCGCUGGCUGAACUGGAGAUCUGGCAUGGGCAAGCGAAGGCAGAGCUGGAGGCAGAGCUGGGCCUGAAGAUUGUGCAAACAGGAGUGGGAGAGCGAAAUGAGGCUGCUGCCUACUCGCGCCCAUCCCGCUUCGGGGAUGGCUUCCACUCGGUGCUGCUGACCUUCAUCGCGCUGGCCUGCGUGGCAGGCAUUGCCAUCGCGGCUGCUGCAGCCUUCUGCCUCCGGCGCCAUGCCAAGCAGCGGGAGAAGGAGCGUCUGGCUGCCCUGGGGCCGGAGGGUGCUGCUGACACCACCUUUGAGUACCAGGAGCUGUGCCGCCAGCACAUGGCUGCCAAGUCGCUCUUCGGCCGCGCCGAGGCACCGGUGGCUCCGGCAGAGACCUCACGGGUCAGCAGUGUCUCGUCCCAGUUCAGCGAUGCCCCGCAGCCCAGCCCCAGCUCCCACAGCAGCACACCCUCCUGGUGCGAGGAGCCUGUCCAGUCCAACAUGGACAUCUCCACUGGACACAUGAUCAUGGCUGAGCCCAGCAUCUGCUCUAUUGCCCAGAGCGAAGCCAACCUGAAGAAGAACCGCAACCCUGACUAUGUGCCCUAUGACCAUGCGCGGAUCAAACUGAAAGCCGAGAGCAACCCAUCCCGCAGUGACUUCAUCAACGCCAGUCCGAUUAUCGAGCAUGACCCACGGAUGCCAGCAUACAUUGCCACACAGGGGCCGCUGUCCCACACCAUCGCUGACUUCUGGCAGGUGAGCGUCACCCGGCUGUGCCAGCCAUCCUCCAGCCCCCAUCCCCUGUGAGAGCAGCCCCCCUGCCCAGCGCUGAUGCCACCAGCUGCCUCUCUCGGGCAGGUGAACUUGGUGUCGGAGCACAUCUGGUGUGAGGAUUUCCUGGUGCGCAGCUUCUACCUGAAGAACGUGCAGUCACAGGAGACCCGCACCCUGACGCAGUUCCACUUCCUCAGCUGGCCGGCCGAGGGCAUCCCCACCACCACCCGGCCCCUCCUCGACUUUCGCAGGAAGGUGAACAAGUGCUACCGGGGUCGCUCCUGCCCUAUUAUCGUGCACUGCAGCGAUGGUGCAGGCAGGACUGGGACGUACAUCCUCAUCGACAUGGUCCUGAACCGAAUGGCCAAAGGGGUGAAGGAAAUAGACAUAGCUGCUACCCUGGAGCACAUCCGAGACCAGCGACCUGGCAUGGUGCAAACCAAGGACCAGUUUGAGUUUGCACUGACAGCCGUGGCCGAGGAAGUGAACGCCAUCCUGAAGGCGCUGCCGCAGUGAUGGCAAGGAGCCC
Balearica regulorum gibbericeps (East African grey crowned-crane) is the source of this 2460-nucleotide messenger RNA. Lineage: Eukaryota; Metazoa; Chordata; Aves; Gruiformes; Gruidae. The record is from RefSeq and is a predicted model, not a curated record.